Molecule: messenger RNA, 1302 nt
Organism: Xiphophorus maculatus (southern platyfish)
Lineage: Eukaryota; Metazoa; Chordata; Actinopteri; Cyprinodontiformes; Poeciliidae
Gene: igldcp
Exons: 7
Coding region: 71-907 (278 amino acids)
Biological process (GO): positive regulation of T cell proliferation; T cell costimulation; cellular response to lipopolysaccharide
Cellular component (GO): external side of plasma membrane
Source: RefSeq, a predicted model, not a curated record
CUCACACUUUUGCCAGCAUCAGAGGAGUGCAGAGGUGGAGAAUCACCUAAAUUUCCACAAAGUAAACAAAAUGGACAUUCUCCAGAAGCGACUCUGGUCUUUCGUGUUUCUACAAGGUAUACUUAUUGGAAAUUUAGUUGAUUCUUCAGCUCUGCCCUCCACUGCUAACCCAGUGCCUGUCAUGACCCUGGUGGGGAGCCAGGUGGUCCUUCCCUGCAGCUGGAAGGACUCCCAGAAAGAAAUGGCAGAGUCCGGCUGCCACAUCCAGUGGAUGUCUCCGCCAUACACCGUGUUCGAACAACUUGGAGAAGACAAGUGGCAGGCGGCGGAGUACGAGGGCCGGGUGGAAGUGCCUCUGGAGAAACUCAACUCCGGGGAUUGUUCCCUGAUCAUCAAGGACGUUCAAAUCGGAGACACGGGGAGAUACGAGAGCUUCAUAGUGGUGGAUGGCGUGAGGUCCCAAAAGAGCAGAGUUUUCAUUCAGAGUGUCAAAUUGUCUGUGACAGACCACAAAUCCCGGAAGGAUCUUUACCCAGGGGACGACCUGGUUUUGGAGCUGUACACCCCCCACUCAUUUGCAGUGGUCUUCCAGAGCAGGGACAGUUCAGAAUGGGUGAACUUGUGGAAGAGAGGGGAUGAAAACAAUGAACGCAUGGAAAAACAUCAUCAGCUUGAACAAUUAACGAUAAAGAAUCUUCAAUACUCUGAUGAAGGAAUAUACAAAGUUUUGGAUGAGGGCGACCUCUCUGUCAGCACCAUGCAGCUGUACAUAACGGAAAAAUCCCCGUCAUCGAGAAUCCAAGAAAAGCAGGAACAAAUUCUGACAGAUGCUGCAGCUACAAGCAGCUGUUCAGCUCUUCUCUUGUCUGUUCUGCUCUCGUGUUACCAAAUUCUUCUUCUUCACUGAGACAUAUUUUUCUGCCGUGUAACUAUCAACAACAUCUACAGAAUUUAGCACUCUAUGACCAGCAGAGAGAGAAGAUUUGUAAGUAGGAGAAGUAACAACAAGCCUUGCAAUCCUGCGCAUGACUGUAAUCCUGAAACACUUUCAUUUAUAGUCUGUUCCAUUUCUGAUGCUCAACAUUUUGUAGAUAUCAUUGUGUGUUUUUAAAUUGAUCAUUUGCUUAUGUGCUAGAGUUCUCUUUCAUGUCAUUCAAAAGAACCAUCUUGUAGUUUAUGUUAAUGGAAAAUAUUCCUGUGUUAUGACAAUCCCUUUUACUAUUUAAUUAAUCAAAAGUCACUGAUAAUAGGCUAUUUUGCAACUUCUCAAAAAAAAAAAACCCAUAACUACAAUAAAUAAAA